CCCUCCCGGUACGCUGACUCUUUCUCUUUCUCUUUCUCUUUCUCUCUGUGUCUGUCUCUUCUGCAUUUUCUGAGAAAGAGAGAAAUGAAAACACACAGAGCAACUUUAAUUUUUAGAAAGGCACGUUCUUUCUUUCGUUAAUGCCUUGUUCAUCUUCUUUUCCCAAAACCCAAUUUCAGUUUGACCCGUUCUUUUCCCUUUCUCCUCCUCUCUCUCUCUCUCUCUCCCUUUUUAUCUUUUGAUUUUGACAGAAAGUCGAUAAUGGCAAUAGGCCAUCCUUAACGAGUCUGUUUGCAAAAUCAAGAAAGGAAGAAACCCAUUUGGCUCAUUUUCUUGAUUACCCAGAAGGAUCAAAGAAAACAAGAAUUUGGUUUCCAAAUGUCCAAACACUAGAUGUCUGUACCUAAUCUAGAAGAAACAAGGAGUUGGAUUAACCAGCUAGAGUUAUACCCAUCUCCUUGAUCUUAUCUUAGGGAUCAAAAUCAAACCCUAGAUAUUGAAUCUUGAACUUGAAUUUAAAAGAAGAGUGAUAGGGUUUGAAAGCAGAGGAAUUUGGGUUCACACCCAGAUGUGAAAUUUAUCUUUAUUUUUUUACCAUUGAUUGCUUCAUGGAAACACGGUUAUCAACUUUGAUCUUUGUGAUUUUAGGGCUUGUAUGCAACUUUCUUGCUUUUCUUGUUGAGUCUCAAUCACAAAAUGUUCCCGCUUCAGCAGCAUUUUUAAUCGUACAGCCGCCGCCGCCUCCUCCUCCACCAUCUCCUCCCCCACCCUCACCGCCGCCACCUUCUCCACCACCACCACCACCACCACCGCCUCCAUCACCAUCACCACCACCACCAACAUCACCACCGAGCUCAUUAUUAUCCCCGCCACCUCCAUCUCCUCCACCACCAGCAUCGUCGUCAUCACCACCACCACCACCACCACCACCACCAUCAUCGCCACCGCCAUCGCCACCACCACCACCAACUCCAUCUUAUACAAGCAACACAUCACCCCCACUAAGGCCUUCAUUAAGAGGACCAUCUUCAAAUGGGAGCAGAAAUAGCCACGGAAGCUGGACGAGGCAUAAUCGACCGCCACCAAAGAAUAGUAAUCAUUCAAUGAAUACAGGGAAAAAGAUUGGAUUAUUGUUCGUGGGUAUUGCUGCUAUUUUACAGAUUGGUGUUAUUGGGUUUUUGGUAUUUAAAAGAAAGCAGCUUUUGAGGGUCCAACAUAGAUAUGAAAAUUGCGCUUCUUGAAUAUUCAUUCAGCAAUGCCAACAAGUUCAUAACUUUUGAUGGUUUUAGAGGAUUUUUAAUUGAAAAUUUUAAAUUCUUUGUUCAGAUUCUUUGGUGGCCAAGCAUUGAUUUGUGGAUAUAGAAAUGGCAAAUUGGAUCGAUCGGAGGUUUCGUUCUCUUAAUUUAGGUCCUUGACUUCUUUCUGUAAAUGGGAAUUUGUUGAUUGGUAUUUUGUUGAUCUUCUUCUUGCUGUUGAGUUUCUUUUCUGUAAUGUAGUUUUGUUCACACGGCUUAUAAUUCAGAGAAGGGUCGACCCAUUUUUUGUCAUGUCAUAUAUUUCGUGCUAACAUAAAUGUAAACUAUGUUUCAAAUCAUGGAAAUUGGAAGGAUUGCAAUGAGAAGUUCUAGUUCACAUUCUUUUUA
Ricinus communis (castor bean) is the source of this 1643-nucleotide messenger RNA. RefSeq names its product formin-like protein 14. The transcript has a single exon. Lineage: Eukaryota; Viridiplantae; Streptophyta; Magnoliopsida; Malpighiales; Euphorbiaceae. The coding region runs from base 609 to 1241 and encodes 210 amino acids. The record is from RefSeq and is a predicted model, not a curated record.